Messenger RNA from Eutrema salsugineum, 1902 nucleotides. RefSeq names its product lipase. NCBI's taxonomy places the organism in Eukaryota, Viridiplantae, Streptophyta, Magnoliopsida, Brassicales, Brassicaceae. Bases 316 to 1713 code for a protein of 465 amino acids. The record is from RefSeq and is a predicted model, not a curated record. The transcript has 8 exons.
UGAGAGGUGGGCAGCUACAAAUGGAUGACAUAACAAAUUUCCAGGAAAUUGGAUAAUAAGAGAGACGACGCCACUUUCUCUUUCUCGAGAAAAUUCAAAGUUUUCUCAUUUCUGGGUUUUCGCCAAAGGAGCAUCCUUUAAUGUUCUUUUGAAGAAGGCUCACGAGGAUCUCUUCUCUCUCUGUUUUGUCUCCCCUGUUCCGGGGAGAUUUAAAUUUCUACUUUUUUUUUAAGGAUAAAGGAGAUUCUUUUAUCACGAUCUUGGCUUCCGGGUUUUCUGGUUUUAUUCUUAUCUUGUGGGAAGAAGAAGAAGAAGAUGAUGAUAAAGUUGUGGAUGGGGACUUCUCUUCAACUCGCUGAGCUCUUCGUGAGCUCUGUGGUGCAUUUGCUUUAUGGGUUUUAUAUAUUCAGCUCCGCCGUCGCCGGAGAUAUCUCUCAGACGUUGAGUGAUUACUUGUUCAAGCCCAAUGUCGAUAUCAACGACGUCGGAGAAACUGCUCAAAUUCAAAGCAAUGUUGAGGGUCUGCCUCCAAUUGUGUUGGUCCAUGGGAUCUUUGGAUUUGGCAAAGGGAGAUUAGGAGGCUUAUCAUACUUUGGUGGUGCUGAGAAGAAAGAUGAGAGGGUUCUUGUUCCUGAUUUGGGAUCCUUAACAAGCAUCUAUGAUAGGGCAAGGGAGUUAUUCUAUUACUUAAAAGGAGGAAGAGUUGAUUUCGGCGAAGAGCAUAGUGAGGCUUGUGGACAUUCUCGGUUUGGAAGAGAUUACGGAAAAGGGGAAUACCCUGAAUGGGAUGAGGAUCAUCCUAUUCAUUUUGUGGGCCAUUCAGCGGGUGCGCAAGUUGUGCGUGUGUUGCAGCAAAUGCUUGCAGAUAAGGCAUUUGAAGGGUAUGAAGAAACGAAUGAGAAUUGGGUUCUGAGUGUGACAUCGUUGUCCGGAGCAUUCAACGGUACUACCAGGACCUACUUAGAUGGCAUGCGGACAGACGAUGGAAUAAGCAUGAAACCGAUAUGUCUGCUGCAGCUAUGUCGUAUAGGUGUGAUAAUGUACGAUUGGUUGGACAUUUCAUGGCUAAAGACAUACUACAAUUUCGGGUUCGAUCACUUCAACAUAUCUUGGAAGAAAACCGGCGUGAGAGGUCUCCUUGAUUGCCUAAUGGGAAACACUGGUCCUUUUGCCACCGGCGAUUGGAUCUUACCGGAUCUCACGAUCCAAGGCUCAACAAGUUUAAACUCCAAUCUCCAGACAUUCCCAAGCACUUACUACUUCAGCUACGCGACUAAACGCACCCGCAGAAUCAUGGGCAUGACGAUUCCUUCGGGUGUUCUUGGAAUCCACCCGAUGCUCUUCCUCCGCGUCUUUCAGAUGAGCCAAUGGCGAUUCCCUCAAGAUGUUUCUCCUCCUUAUAAAGGCUACAGGGAUGAGGAAUGGCAAGAGAACGAUGGGGCAUUGAACACGAUAUCAAUGACACAUCCGAGGCUACCAGUGGAGCAUCCGAGCCGGUUCGUAAGGAGCGAUUCGGAGUGCCAAACUUUACAACCUGGGAUCUGGUAUUAUAAGAUAGUGGAAGCAGAUCACAUAACGUUCAUAGUGAACAGAGAGAGAGCUGGAGUUCAGUUCGAUCUUAUAUACGACAGUAUCUUCCAACGUUGCAGGAAACAUGUUUUCAGGAAGAUUCCUCAAACUCUCCCCAAUCAGUCUCCUCGCUCUCCUCGUUGACAAAACCCGGUUUAAAAAAAAAAUAGCUUUUGUACAUUUGAUCAUUUUUCUCUCCAAAUGUUAGAGUUGAGACGUAGGCAAUUUAUUAUUAUUGUUACAGAUACUCCAUUGUUCUUCUUAUUCUAUCUCGAUUUGUUGUACUAGUGUAAACAACUAUCUUUCCAUUAAAAAAUCUAUAUAAUAUUUGUU